GUUGACAACCGUGUGAGCAGUCAUGGCACCAGUGCACCACUGCUACCCAUCCUGCAUAGGUUUGGUGCCGUGCCACCCCUGAAGAGUCCCUCAUCAAGCCCUCCUGUCUGGGAUGACAACAUGCCAAUGGAGGUUAGCCCAACAGAGUGUCUGCUGCGAUACUUAGAGCUGCCCGAGGAUGAGGGAGUAAGUGUGGACCUAGAGCAGGCUGCAGUGAUCUUGCUGUGCCACCUGGACCGUCUGGCUGUCCCUCACAACCCCCCCCUCCACACACCGCAUGGCAGACCAACUCAAGGGCAGGAGGUGCUGUCUUGGGGUUGGCUGGCCUGGUCUGGGGUCUCUAGUCACUCCCGCCCCCUCAAUUACUGUGACACACUGGCUGAGUUGGGCAUCAAGUCCCUGGCAUGUGCUGAGCGAUGCCUCCUCAUCCUGACCCAAAAAGGCACCUUGUACACCCUCUACUACAACUCUGAAGCACCGUGCCCCCAGCCAGUGCCCGGCCAGCCUGAGGAGGAGGUGGCGAAGGUGGCUGCCCAUCCUGAUGGAAAACACUAUUUAGCUCUCACUGCUGGGGGACAGGUCUACUCUUGGGGCAAUGGAGAUGGCGGACGUCUUGGGCAUGGGGACAGCAACUCCCGAGAAGAGCCAACACUAGUGCAAGAGCUGCAGGGCAAGACAGUGGUAUCCAUUGCCUGCGGGUCCACCUACAGUGCUGCCAUCACCAACCAGGGGGAGUUGUACACUUGGGGCCGUGGCAAUUAUGGCCGGCUUGGUCAUGGCUCCUCUGAUGACCACAGUGUGCCUACUCUGGUCACUGCUCUCAAGGGAGAGCGUGUGCUUGAUGUGGCAUGUGGCAGCGGGGACGCCCAGACCAUUGCUGUGACGGACGUUGGCAGUGUGUACUCCUGGGGUGACGGGGACUAUGGCAAGCUGGGCCGGGGUGGCUCAGAUGGCUCCAAGGUGCCUCGACUUGUUGACAAGCUACAGGGGCAAGAGAUUUGCCGAGUGUUCUGUGGUGCCCAGUUCUCCCUAGCUCUGAGCAAGUCUGGUUCUCUGUUCACCUGGGGCAAAGGGGACAACCACCGUCUGGGCCACAACACAGAGGAGCACGUCAGAUAUCCCAAGCAGGUCAAGGGACUAGCAGGCAAGAAGGUGACCGAAGUGGGGGUGGGGUGCAUGCAUGUGGUCGUGUUGACAGAAGAGGGCGAGGUGUAUGUGUGGGGUCGUAAUGACCAGGCACAGCUUGGGGAUGCCCCACACGUGGCCUUGGCCGAACCGACCCUGAUGUCCUCACUGCAUGGGAAGAACAUCAUUGGCAUUGCCUGUGGCCCAUCACAGACAUUUGCAUGGAGCACAAAAAUGUCUUGGUCAGUCUCCACUAGAAUACCCUAUGUGGUUGAGGUGUGUGAAGAGACAUUUGUGAAGCUGAAUGACUUGCUGGCACGUGUGGGUGAAGGCUUGGCUGAGGAUCGCAUCCCUUCUCAGGAGCAGGAGUGCAUGGUUGUGGGUGGCCUCAACCUCUUAAGACUCCAGCUUCACUCAGCAGUGCAGAACCACACUGAUGUGGAUGCCGUCGGGCUGCAUGUGGGUUCAUCCUUACUGGGAAGCCUCAAGCAACGUGUUGUCAGCCUUGCCAGUAGUUCUGGUGUGCUGCCCACCAUACAGGUGGCUGCACAAGCUACGUUACAGACAGGCUGGUCCAUCCUGCUGCCCACUGCGGAAGAGAGAGCUAAGGCCCUCUCCUCCCUCCUUCCCAGUACAGGUUCAGACAUCUCCAGCAUGAGUUCAGGACGCCGCUUCAUGAUCGACCUCUUGGUGUCCAGCCUGAUGGCAGAUGGGGGGCUGGAGAUGGCACUCAGUGCUGCCAUCAAAUUUGAAGUUCAGGAAGCAGAGUGGACUGAAAAAAAUAAGGUGAUGCAAGGAAGCUGCAGUGGAGCAGGAGGAAUCAACUCCAGCCCUCGGAAAAAUAUCCGAGGAGAGGGUGCUGCCUCACGCCGCUCCUGUGACAAUUCUGUUUCAGAGGACCAAUCAGCCACUCUUCCACUCCUCCAUCUGGUCCGCCAGCUGCUUAGGAAUGCAUCCACACAGACACUCAUGAGGCUUCAGGCCAUUGCUCCAGACAACAUGUCCAUGAUCUCUUCUGGGAUCCUUGUUGAUGGAGAGCGAGGUGGGCCAGUCCUGGGCAGCCAGGGAGAGUUGUCUCCCUCAAUACAGCUGCUGCUCAGGUUUCAGAGGCUACUAGUCAGUCAUUUGUUCCCUGUGGAGAGCAAUGUCAGCCCAAAGCACAUCAUGCAAGAGAAUGAGGUGGAGGGUGCCGGGUGGCUGCUAAGGAAGUACUUGAGCCUCCUGGUGGGCCACGUGUCUGAUACACUCUCCAUAGCCACCUCCCUUGCCACCAUCAACACACGCCUCACCGCCCUCACCUGCACCAUCCUUCAACGAGACAUAACAGGCCUUCUGCUGGGGGAGCUGUUUGUCUCUCUGCUGGUGGUGUGUGUGCACAGCCCUAAUGUGGUGCUGUCUUGUGACCUCAUCUCCCCCCUGCUGGCCCUCCUGGAGCCCCUGGACCGAUUCAACCAGCUGGCGCCAGGUGCUGACAGAGAGGAUACUGAAGACAUGGCCUGGCCAGGAAUAAUUGUGAACACAAUCAAGCAAACAGAAGAGAUGCCAGUCAUCCGCAAAGCUGACUUAGAGAAUCACAACAAAGAUGGCGGUCUUUGGAUUGUGGUAAAUGGAAAGGUGUAUGAUGUACAGGAGUUUAGGUCUACUGCACCAUGUGGGAGUGACAUUCUACAGUAUUAUGCAGGCCAGGAUGCCACUCAGGUGUGGGAGAUGGCCAACCACUCUCCCCGGGCCAAAGAAAUGAUGGCCAGCUAUUUUGUAGGGAACUACAUGGACCCAGAGCUGGAGGUUGUACAGGUGUUAGAUGCCAGCACUCUGUCAUCGCCUCUGGUUGACACAGAGAGAGCCUUGGCAAUGCUGGUUGGAGUGUAUGGCAGCUGUCUUGCCCGGGGACAACCAGCAACACCUUGGGAGCUUGGCCACCAGAAGUGGAUCACAGCAGAAUUCAUGAGAGCUGGAUGUCAGACUGUGCAGCCUCCUGACCCCUAUGAUGAGGAGAAAGGUGAGGCAAGGACAGGUUCAUCAGCAACCACCCCAGGCUCUGUGACCACCCCUGGGGAUGGCAGGAUGCCCCGCCCUGCUGACCCACUUGUGCACAGAAAAUCAAAGCAAGGCUCAAACACCAGCCCCCAAGAUGAAAUUGAAACUUACUUCUCAAAUAUGGCAGACUAUUUCCUCUCGGCACUAAUGGAUGGAAAGACACAGGAUCCCUACGUCCAAAUGUAUUUGUCUUUAUGUGACCGGGAGAUCCGUCACUCAAGCCGCCACUCUUUGCACACUAAUUUCUCCUUGGACCAUCCCAUUGAAGAAGCUGGGCGGCUCCUUUCAGCCACACUGCUGCGCCACACACACCUCACGCCACAGCUCAUUGAGGUCUUGGAGCAAGGCUUGGCACUUAGUGCUGAAGAUAGCCAUGGGUGGGAGACGGCCCUGGAGCUGCCUCGGGGUCUUCAAGAGCUGCUGCGCCAUGUCCAUAAUACUAAAUGGCAACUCAUAAGACGCCGGCAGGAGCUGACCCGCUCUUACAAGGAGGUGUGUGCGCCAGUAAUGGAGAGGUGCAGAUUUGUGUUCUAUGAGGUGCGGCCAGCCAGCUGUGGUGACGUGGAAGCUCUGGACAAGUUUGCAGUCCGUGGAGUGUCCAGAUGGAGGAAGGUGACACAGUUGUUACGCCUCCGUUCUAAUGACACAACUGCAACCACCCAGGAGAAAGAUGAGCUACUGGACACAAAGGAGGCUAGUGGAUCUGCUGAGGACAUCAGUCUCAACAGUAGCCAUGGUGAGGAGCGGGGCAAUGUCCAGGACAGCUGUGAUGACGUGAGUAGUGGCCGCCUUGACAAGCAGGAGGAUGCUUGUAAGGACUUACCAGAGCCAGAGGAUUCUAGUCAUGGUGGAACAGAAACAACAAGAGACAACAAUAUUAAGGAGGCAGACAUAGAUGCUCUGGAGAAGGAACUCAGGAUUUUGCCAGAUGGAAGGAAGCAGCAAGAGGGGAAAAAGGGAUCUGUCAGCCUUAAUCUUAAACGGUCUCCAUCAUUGUCUGGGGCUCCUCUCACUCCCUCCAGGCCAUGCUCGUUGCUGACCCCCACGGCACCUCCACCAACAGCAAGGGUUGUGGAGUUGGCCUCCAAGGUGAUAGAGUUUGUUUGCUCUGAAGAAACUAUAAACAUUGAAGCCAUGAGGAAAGCUUUCUUCAGCCAGAUGGAAAGAGCAGAAAUGAGACUGAGAGGCACUGAAAUGUUUUUAGGGCUAGUUCAGAAGAAAAACUUCCUUCCUUCAGUGAGGUUAACCCUCAUUCAUGGAUGGCUUGGCCUGCUACCAUUUGCCCCCAAGAACUCGUUUGUGCUUCCGGAUUGUCUUGAAAAUAUACGUCUUGUUCCUGUGUAUCAACGAGCUGUGUUGAAAGCAGCCUGGGCUAGACUCUGGGAGUGGGCUGUUGGUGAACUGCGGGAACAUGUUCUGAAGGCAGAACAGUUUUGUGUGGCAUCUCAUUCCAAUGGGCGUGUUGCGAAGGCCAAGGACAACCCAUCCUACAAGGAUUCCAACCUCAGCUGCCGGGACCAUAAUACAUUGGCUUCAAUGCCACUCUCAAGGUUCAUCCUGGGUAUGGUGUGUUUGUGUACUCGAACCCACAGUGGGGCCGACCUCAGUCUCCUGGUGUCUGGUGGACUGCUGGCUCUUGUGCAGACACUUCUUAGACUCAUUGGCCCAUCAAUGCCUGCAAACGGGAGGAGUGAAGAGAAGGAAGAGCUGGUAGCUAUAUUUGAGGAGGCAGCGAAGAAGCCUCGCAUCCCUCCCCCGCCUCUCUCAGGACCAGAGUUAGCAGCUCUCAUGAAGGUUGGCACAAGGGUAGUGCGAGGGAUAGACUGGAAGUGGGGUGACCAGGAUGGCCCAGCACCAGGUGAAGGAACAGUCAUUGGGGAGCUUGGGGAAGAUGGCUGGAUUCGUGUUCACUGGGACAACAGCUCAACCAACUCCUACCGCAUGGGCAAGGAGGGGAAGUAUGACCUCAAGUUAGUGGACUCUCCCUUGCCUCCUGCCCCUGAGAGUGACUCUGACACCGAGGAGGAGGAAGCCUUGUGGUCCAUGCGGAAUCUUCUUCAAAACCUUCAGUCACAGCAAGUCUCCACUGUGACAGAAUCAAGCCUCUAUCGCAAGCAUCCCAUCUUGGUGUUGAGGGACUCCUGCCUGCAGCUGCUGCGCUCCAUCACCAUCUCCACCGGCCUGUCUGCCCAUAACAUGGCUCCUUCCAGUGUGCGGACAGUUGCUGCUUUGCUGCACUCAAUUCUGCAGGCAGGAACAAGUCAGUCAGAAGAGUGUGAUGCUCUCUUGAAGGAACAACACAACUCUUGGUGCACCCUGGGUUUUGUGCGCUCAGUCAGCUGCUCCCCAAUGUUGUGCCGGAACCUCGCCACACCUCCCUGGGUUAACCUCCUCCUUAACUUGGCGCAGACCUACAUUGGACCAGCUUCACUCUACCGAAGGAUCCUGGCUCUGCGUCUCCUAAUGUCUGUGCUGCCUCACCGCAUCGAUGACCUGGAGGAGCGACAGGCACUGCUGGACCGCAUCUUCUCUCUUCUCGGCAACACCAUCCUCACUUGUGCCAAUGAUCCUGCUAUUUCAGCCACCAGCAAAAAAGCUCAUGGCAGCUGCGUUGCCAUCACAUCCACUCACUCCAGCACAGUCGCAGAGACUGUUGUUUCCCUAGUGCGAACCCUCCAUGCCUUGCCUGUGUGGAACGGUGUCAUUAAUGAGGCCAUUGUUGAACGCUUGGGCUUGGUGGCUCAGCUGCUGUCUGAUCUCUCUCAGUUUCAGUUUAAGGUUGAUGACUGCCACCCUGGUAGCCUGGCCAGUCAAGCGACAGGGAUUGCUGCCUCCCUGGCAAUCAUUGGAGGUGUUGAUGUGCGGCCACGACUUGGAGGGGAUGUGGCGCUGGAAGAAGGAGUGCUUGGAACCAUUGCCCGCAUUGGACAGCACAAGGUGUACGUCCAGCCCCAUGAGGGUGGCUCCCUGCUGCGCCUCAGCCUGGCUUCUGUCGUGCCUUCACCCACCAAAAGAUUUGCUGUUGAACGCAUGAGUGUGACGGCAGCGUGUGUGCAGGUGUGGGUCUCCCUGGUGGCCCUGGCCGGGGACUACUCAAGGAGCUUCCAUGUCUCCAGCCCCCUCACACUUUCCCCAACACUGCUCAGGAUACAACAGCUGCGGAUGCUUGUGAUGAAUGCUUGCCGUGCUGUGCUGAGUCACCAGUCCCUGCUGAGGCUGGUGUUACUCCAACAAACAGCAGAGAUCUCCACCUCUACCAAUAACCUGGAUGCUGCAACUGAUGAUACUAGUCAGGGAUCUGAGAUAUUGCUGAUCCAGAGGCUAAUCUCUGCCUCAACCCCUCCCUCACCAGUCAAAGCAUCUUACACCAGAGAGCAGUUGGAGACAGCAGCUCUGGCUCUGUGUGAGAACCUGACCGAAGAAAUGUCUCACCCGUCACCAAUCACUCCGUGCUCCAACGACGAUGUGUCCAGCCCCCAGAGUGACCACUCCUUGGGUGGCCCAACUUCCUUUGGUGUUCUCAACAAGACUCAGGCAGCACAGACCCGCCCGUCCCGCCCCGCACACACGCCCAGGAGCAGGCGCACACGAACCACCUCCCCGACACCUUUAGUCCGGCAGCUCAUGGAGAUGGGAUUUUCAAGAAAGAGUGUAGAGCAUGCAAUCAAAGCACUAGGAGGACAAGGUGGAGAGGCUUCCCCGAGCCCCGAGUCUUUGGUGGUGUGGCUCAUCGAACACAAUGACCUUGCUCUCUCUGACUCCGACACUGCCCCGGACGUCCUUGACUCUGAUGCAGACUCCCUCACUGAUGAGUUUACAGAUGAACCCCCUUUGUUGGAGCAGUCCCCAGUUGUGGAGGUGUACCGCAAGCGACUGGAGUUCACAAGCAAUGAUGAGUAUGCCAUGUACGUAAGAGAUCACAUUGCACCCGGCAUGACGGUGCGUUGCUGUCGAACUUAUGAGGAGGUGUACGAAGGUGACGUCGGUCGUGUGGUGAGGGUUGACCGUGGCUCCUUACAUAACCUCAACGUGCAGGUUGAUUGGCACCGCAAGGGAGGGACCUACUGGGUGCGCUACAUUCACAUUGAGCUGCUGGACCAGUCCCCACCUCCCUUGGCCACCAAUGGGCCCAUCAGGGUCGGAGAUAAGGUGAGGGUGAAGAGCUCGGUGGUGGUGCCAAAGUACAAGUGGGGCUCCGUCAAUCAUCGCAACAUUGGCGUCGUAACAAGCGUGAGCACCAAUGGCCAAGACCUCAUUGUUGAUUUCCCUCAGCAGCCCAACUGGCAGGGGCUUGUGAGUGAGAUGGAGGUUGUACCCUCUUGUCACCUCAGUGUGACAUGUGAUGGUUGUGGAGUCUCUCCUAUUACAGGGGCAAGAAUGAAGUGUAAAGUGUGUGAUAAUUUUGACUACUGUGAGGAAUGCUACCAGACCAAGAGGAGCCAUCGACAUCUGUUCAACAGAAUAGCUGAACCAGGGAGUGCUGCUGUGUAUGCGGGUCCUCCAGGGCGGGGUCGCUUCCGUAAAAAGGAGGGUAUUUUAGGGGGUGCAGAUGGCACAGUAGAAGACUGGUACCGAUGUGUGCGCAACUUGAGUGUGUCCUCCAGAGAAAACUGGGCUCACCGGCUUAUUGACGGAACAGGAAGCUACUGGCAGAGCUGUGGCCAAGAGGGCAAGCAUUGGAUCCGCUUGGAGAUGCAGCCUAAUAUUGCAGUGGAAUGGCUCCGACUGUUGGUAGACCCUGCAGAUAGCUCCUACAUGCCCACAUACCUCGUGGUGAGUGGAGGCGAUUCCCUGGCCAAAAUGAAGGAGCUCAACCCAGUCAGGAUCACUCCAUCGGACACUUGGGUUACCAUCUUGCGUGGCAUGAAGGAGUGUCUGAAAUAUAUUGAAAUAAGCAUCAAACAGUGCAAAAGUGGAGGCAUAGACUGCAGAGUGCAUGGUUUGGCUGUGAUGGGAAAGAUUGUGGAUGACUUUGGAGACCCAGCCUCAUCCGUCUCCUUCCUGGCUUCAGAUAAUGAGGAUGUUGAGGAUGAGCUAACAGACAUGUCCAGAAAGAGCCUCACCUCAGUCAUGAGCUUUGAAGGGGAGCCCAAGGUGUUGGUGUGGGGCCUCAAUGACAAAGACCAGCUGGGGGGCCUCAAGGGCUCCAAAGUGAAGAUGCCAGUACUCUCUGAAACCCUGAGCAGCCUCCACCCUGUUCAUGUGGCUGGGGGAUCCAAGUCUCUGUUUGUGGUGUCCCAGGAAGGCAAGGUGUAUGCUUGUGGAGAGGGCACAGGUGGCAGGCUGGGGCUGGGCCACUGCAGUAACAUCCCAGUUCCUAGACAAGUCACCGCCCUCAGCCAGUAUGUAGUGAAGAAGGUUGCUGUUCAUUCAGGAGGCCGCCAUGCCAUGGCCCUUACAGUUGACGGGAAGGUUUUCUCAUGGGGUGAGGGUGAAGAUGGGAAGCUUGGCCAUGGAAACCGUCUGAGUUAUGACAAACCCAAACUUAUUGAAUCCCUGAAGUCAAAACGCAUUAGAGACAUUGCUUGUGGCAGCUCUCACUCAGCAGCCAUUACUUCAAGUGGAGAGCUGUACUGCUGGGGCCUUGGGGAAUAUGGACGCCUUGGUCUGGGAGACACCUCGACGCAACUUAAACCAAAACUCGUGAAGACAUUGCUUGGACAAAGGGUUGUUCAGGUGGCGUGUGGCAGCCGUGAUGCUCAAACACUGGCGCUGACAUGUGAGGGAAUGGUUUAUUCUUGGGGUGAUGGAGACUUUGGUAAGCUGGGUCGGGGUGGCUCUGAAGGCUGUGCACUGCCUCAGAACAUUGAGCGGCUCAACGGCCUCGGUGUGUGCCAGAUUGAGUGUGGUGCGCAGUUCUCGCUGACUCUCACCAAAAGUGGUCAGGUGUGGACUUGGGGCAAAGGCGACUACUUCCGCCUAGGACACGGUACUGACCAGCACGUGAGGCGGCCCACCUUAGUGGAGGGGCUUCGAGGCAAGAGGGUGGUGCAUGUGGCUGUGGGUGCCCUGCACUGUCUAGCUGUGACGGAGUCUGGCCAGGUGUACGCUUGGGGUGAUAAUGACCACGGGCAGCAGGGCAACGGGACUACCAUUGUGAAUCGCAGGCCAGCACUGGUUUGUGGCCUUGAGGGAAUUAAAGUCGCCAGAGUUGCCUGUGGCUCCUCUCACAGUGUAGCGUGGACAGCCCCAGAUCCUCCCUUGCCAGCAGCCACUGAGCCUGUCAUGUUCACCACCACCAAGGAUCCACUGGGGGCAUAUGCUCUAGGUGUGACAGAGCCCCUUGGAGGAGACAGUGGAGCAUGUCCUUCAUCCUCCAACGGUGGAGGAGGGACCCCAGCCAUCCCCUCCCUCUCCCGCGUUGUGCUAACCUUAGAGUCUUCAGCAGCCCGUCAAGCAGCGCUGCAGCACAUUCUCAAUGCACUACAAGUAAUGUUUGCCAGAGACUGUGUCAUCGCUGCUCUUGACACCACUGCCUCAGCUCUUCCUCAAGCCAAAGAGGAAUUCCAUGGCUGUGGUUCUGGCUCCAAAGAGGGAGGUCUGCCCACCCCCGACUCCCUGACAGAUGCCAUUGCUGACUCCUCCUCAUCCCUGUCAAGUCCUAAUGGAGGAGAGAUUGCCGAGGGUGGUGGAGAAGCUCCCGCAUCUGCCCUUGAUGCUGCUGCUGUCCCCACAGCCUUGAGCUGUGCCACAAGUCCAGACAGUGAGGAGAGUGUAGUGCUGCAGCUUGCCUCAGUACCCUCGACCGGCUCCCUCUCAUCUCGUGCCUCGCGCCUCUCCCACUCUGCCAUGAGCAUCCUGGCAGCCACUCUCACUACCAAAGCUGAUGUGGUGCCUGAAGCUGUGGAUGGCCCAGAUGAUGGCACACAAAGUGGCCUUGAUGAAUUCACCCGCCGGCUAGGUGAGGAUGAUGCAAGGGUGCUGGUGGAUCUGCUUAAGCUGGCAGUGGCAGGAAGGGCAGGACCAAGAGCUUCUCCAGCCAUCACCAAAGUUCUCACAGGUCUUGCUCAAGAGAAUCCUAAUGUGGCUGGGAUGCUGACUGAGCUCUGUGUUACUGAGCUGGAGGAUGCCGCCUCAGACACCGAGGCCAUGCGCUCUGUGCCCCAGCCUGUGGUUCAGGAAAGCUCCCAUCCUUACACAGAUGAUGUCACACUUACUGGAGUUGUCAAGAUUCCUGGCGCGGAGGCCUUGAGGAUAGAGUUCGACCGGCAGUGUUCAACAGAGAGAAAACAUGAUCCCCUUACUAUCAUUGAUGGUGCUGGAAAAAUCAUCUGUACCCGCUCUGGGAGGGAGUGGUCAGACUGGUCCACAGAAGUUCGUAUAUCUGGUGAUGAGAUGCGCUGGAAGUUCACCAGUGAUGGCUCGGUGAAUGGCUGGGGCUGGCGCUUUACAGUGUUUCCACUCAUGCCGUGUGCAGCACCCCGAGAUCUACAUAGUGACCGUCGACUGUUGUCUCGCCCACUUGUGGACUUACCCAUGUGCUUGCUGGAUCCCUUGCUGUCGCUGUGCACUCAGACAACCAUAUUGUCCCGCUUAGCAGCUUCUCUUGCCCUCUGUGCUCAGCUCUCCUCUCUUGCACCUAGUCAACGGAUGUGGGCCCUCAAGACCCUCAGAAAAAUUGUAACAACAGACAUUGGCUCAGGCCUCAACAUUCGGGCACUGCUGUCCGCCUCAUACUCCUCAAGCUCUACUCCUGCUCCAUCCCGGUCCCUUUCCCCAGUUCCCCAGUCUCUCCCCUCUAUGCCCAGCAGCUCCACCACUGUCCCACACUCCCUUGUGCCUCCUGCCCCUCCCUCACUUCGUGGAAGCACAGAAAGCCUAGAUUCCUCAGGAAGCUUUGCAAAACCCUCUACUGAAGUCAAGGUUAUUCAGGAGAUGCCCCUCAUCAGUCUGCUGAAGGGCCUGCCUGAGGCCCUUCUCCGCCAGGCAGAAUAUGAAGACCCUUUGGUACGGGGAGGAAAGCAUCUGAUGCAUUCACAGUUUUUCAAGGUUUUGGUGGGCCUAGCAUGUGACCUUGAGCUGGACAAUGGCGUGGGCUCUGGGGAAGCUCACAAGUGGGCCUGGUUUAGAAGGUACUGCAUGGCCUCCAGGGUCCUCAAGGCUCUCAUCGAACGCACUCAACUCACUCCAAUCUUCUGUGGUGAUGUACAAAAAAAGCUGAGUGAGAUGUUGGGUGAAGGAGAGGUGUUGUCCCUCGACCAUGAGCUGCACACCAUGUUCCAGCACCAGCAUGACGAGCAGCUCCUCCUCUGGUUCAGCAGACGGCCGGAGGACUGGACGCUGUCAUGGGGUGGCAGUGGCAGCAUCUUCGGGUGGGGCCACAACCACCGCGGCCAGUUAGGAGGAGUGGAGGGAGCCAAGGUGAAGCUGCCAACACCCUGUGACACCCUGACAGCCCUGAGGCCUGUCCAGCUCAUUGGAGGAGAGCAGACUCUGUUUGCUGUUACAGCUGAUGGCAAGGUUUAUGCAACUGGUUAUGGUGCAGGAGGUCGACUAGGCAUUGGUGGCGUUGAGUCUGUCUCAACCCCAACACUCCUAGAGUCCAUUCAGCACAUUGUUAUCCGAAAAGUUGCGGUUAACUCCGGGGGAAAGCACUGCCUUGCUCUGACUGCCGACGGGGAUGUGUACUCCUGGGGGGAAGGAGAUGACGGCAAGCUAGGCCAUGGCAACAAAAGCCCCUAUGAUCGCCCACGUCUUAUUGAGACACUGCAAGGUAAAGGAGUGGUAGAAAUAGCAUGUGGCGGCGCCCACUCUGCCGCCAUCACCUCUGCUGGGGAGCUCUACACUUGGGGGAAGGGGCGAUAUGGGCGGCUGGGUCAUGGAGACUCAGAGGAUCAGUUUAGGCCCAAGCUCGUGGAAACACUCGUUGGCUACCGAGUGGUGGACGUGGCAUGCGGCUCCGGUGAUGCACAGACAUUGUGUAUAGUUGAUGAUGACAGUGUUUGGUCCUGGGGUGAUGGGGAUUAUGGCAAGCUUGGGCGUGGUGGCUCAGAUGGCUGUAAGGUCCCCAUGAGAAUAGAUGGCUUGGCAAAUCAAGGUAUAAUAAAGGUGGAGUGCGGGUCACAGUUCUCUGUUGCAUUGGCACGGUCAGGCACUGUGUUCACAUGGGGCAAAGGGGACUACCACCGGCUGGGUCAUGGCACCGAUGACCACGUACGUCGUCCACGCAAGGUUAUGGCAUUGCAAGGCAAGAGAGUCAUCAGCAUUGCCACAGGGUCCCUCCAUUGUGUGUGCUGCACCAGUGAUGGGGAGGUGUACACCUGGGGAGACAAUGAUGAAGGUCAGCUGGGGGACAGCACCACCAAUGCCAUCCAGAGGCCACGCCUGGUUAUGGCUCUCCAGGCCAAGAAAAUAAACCGGGUGGCAUGCGGAUCAGCCCACACUCUGGCCUGGAGCACAAGCCGGGCCGUGAGUACAGGCCGGCUCCCCUCACAGGUGCCCAUCGAGUAUGACUUGCUCAAGGAGGUCCCACUACCAACACUCAGGAACAGACUGGUUCUGCUACACCACUUUUCUGAUCUGGUUUGUCAGAGCAUCUCCAUGUUUGAUUUGUGCAGCCCUCCAGAAGACGACGAAGGGGAGGGAGCAGUUGUGUCCAGACUGAGGGCCAUAGUGGUCUCUUCAGCCAAGGAGACGGCCUUCAAAAAGGUGAUCCAGGCCACCAUGGUGAGGGACCGUCAACAUGGACCCAUAGUUGAGCUGAAUCGCAUCAGUGUAAAGCGUUCCCGAUCUCGUGGUGGCCUGGCUGGAGCGGACGGCAUGAAGUCAGUGUUUGGCCAGAUGGUGGCAAAGAUGUCUCUCCUGACCCCUGAUGCACUGUUUCUUCCUCACAGAGUCUGGAAAGUGAAAUUUGUUGGGGAAAGUGUUGAUGACUGUGGUGGAGGAUACAGUGAAAGCAUUGCUGAGAUGUGUGAUGAGCUGAUGAAUGGCUCCCUUCCACUACUUAUUCCAACUCCAAAUGGCCGUGAUGAAGCUGGCACCUCCCGGGACUGUUUCCUCCUCAACCCUCAGUCAAGCUCUGCUCACCACAUGAACAUGUUUACAUUCUUAGGUGUUUUGAUGGGUAUAGCCAUCCGCACUGGCAGUCCUCUGAGCCUCAACCUCGCAGAGCCUGUGUGGAAGCAGCUUGCUGGGAUGGCCUUAACACCAGCAGACAUAACAGAGGUUGAUCGCCACUAUGUGCCAGGCUUGAUGUGUGUCCAGCAGAUGGAAGGUGAUGAGAAAACCUUCAGUAGUCUUGACCUUCCCUUCACCACCACCUCUGCUGCUGGGCAUGAUGUUCCCCUCUCCUCUCGCCAUACCAGAAUCACUUUGGCCAACAGACAUGAAUAUGUUCGUCUGGCUCUUAAUUACAGACUGCAUGAAUUUGAUGCCCAGGUAGCGGCAGUGAGGGCUGGAAUGGCACGCGUUAUCCCAGUGCCACUGCUGUCACUUUUCACUCCAUAUGAGGUGGAGACAAUGGUGUGCGGCUCACCUGACAUCCCCCUAAACCUCCUCAAGAGUGUGGCAACUUACAAAGGAGUGGAGGCAACAGCUCCACUAGUCCAGUGGUUCUGGGAAGUGAUGGAAGAGUUCAGCACGGCCGAGCGAUCUUUGUUCUUGAGGUUCGUGUGGGGCAGAACAAGGUUGCCUCGCACAAUUGCUGACUUUAGAGGACGAGAUUUUGUGUUCCAGGUACUUGAUAAAUACACUCCUCCAGACCACUUCCUGCCAGAAUCAUACACAUGCUUCUUCUUGCUCAAGAUGCCCCGGUAUUCAUGCAAGGCUGUGCUCCGUGAGAAGUUAAAAUAUGCAAUCCACUUCUGCAAAAGCAUUGAUACUGAUGAUUAUGCAAGAGUAGCCAUGACUGGAGCUGGAGUGGAGGAUAAUGUCUCCUCAGAAUCUGACACAGAUGAUUGGGACUCUAUUGGUAGCGAUGAACCAAUGGCUGACUGUGUGUCUCUCUACUCAACAUGAUUUGUAUAAACAAGCUCUGCUUCACGAAGUUGGACUAGGCAUCACUUGAGCUUUAUGUGGCACUUGCAUUAAUUUGUUCAUAUAUAUAUAUAUAUAUAUAUAUAUAUAUAUAUAUAUAUAUAUAUAUAUAUAUAUAUAUAUAUAUAUAUAUAUAUAUAUAUAUAUAUAUAUACAUACAUA
This is a messenger RNA of Eriocheir sinensis (Chinese mitten crab), 14298 nucleotides long. It is a transcript of the gene HERC2, whose product is annotated as E3 ubiquitin-protein ligase HERC2-like. Gene Ontology annotation, biological process: protein ubiquitination. NCBI's taxonomy places the organism in Eukaryota, Metazoa, Arthropoda, Malacostraca, Decapoda, Varunidae. Gene Ontology annotation, molecular function: ubiquitin-protein transferase activity; zinc ion binding. The record is from RefSeq and is a predicted model, not a curated record.